AGGAGGGUCCAGGGACCAGCCAGAAAUCAUGAAACGGGGAGGGCAGAGUCGAGCUCCGGGGUAGGGCGCCGCAAAGCCAGCCCGGCUAGACCCGAGGGUGAGACGGGGGUUCGCCGGCGAAAGGGCCACGCGCCUUAAGAAGUUGUUACUUUUACCAACUUCGUAAUAGAGCGUAGGUAGCCCGCUCCAAGGCCACUGGGCUUUCCGGUCCCCGGCGCGGAGGGUUUGUUAUUGGGGGCGCGUCCGCGCCAACUGCGCAUGUGCAAGCCGGGAGGUGGGAGCCCGCGUCAGAAACGGCAGUGGCGGGUCGGGAUUGGGCACCUCCCUAGGAACUACAGUUUGAGUAUGCGAAAGAGAAGAGGGAGAACAAGCCGAAUCAGAAGACGAAAACUCUCCAGAAGUUCUGAACCAAGAGGAGUGAAUGAGAGCUUCAAGUGCGAAUUUAUAGAGCUAAAGAAAUGGCUGAAAGAUAGGAAAUUUGAAGAUACAAACUUAAUGCCUGCUUGUUUUCCAGGUACAGGAAGAGGGCUGAUGAGCAAAACAUCCCUACAGGAGGGACAGAUGAUAAUUUCAUUGCCCGAGAACUGCCUGCUCACCACGGAUACAGUGAUUGAAAGCUACUUAGGGGCGUACAUUACUAAGUGGAAGCCGCCUCCGUCUCCUCUGCUGGCUCUGUGCACCUUUUUAGUUUCAGAAAAGCAUGCUGGGGACCAGUCUCCCUGGAAGCCGUACCUGGAGAUUUUACCCAAGACCUACACCUGCCCUGUUUGUUUAGAAUCAGAAGUGGUGAAUCUUCUUCCGAAACCUUUAAAAGCAAAGGCAGAAGAGCAGAGAGCCCGUGUACAGGAGUUCUUUGCUUCCUCCAGAGACUUUUUCUGUUCCCUGCAGCCUCUGUUUGCAGAGGCUGUUGACAGCAUCUUCAGCUACAGCGCCCUCCUGUGGGCUUGGUGCACCGUCAACACCAGGGCUGUGUACCUGAGGCACAGGUGGCGGGAAUGCCUUUCUGCGGAGCCAGACACCUGUGCGCUUGCUCCAUACCUGGAUCUGCUGAAUCACAGCCCAAAUGUCCAGGUAAAGGCAGCAUUUAAUGAGGAAACUCGCUGUUACGAAAUUAGAACAGCUUCAAGUUGGAGGAAACAUGAAGAGGUGUUCAUCUGCUACGGUCACCAUGACAACCAGCGGCUGCUUCUAGAGUACGGAUUUGUUUCCAUCCAGAAUCCUCAUGCUUGUGUUUAUGUCUCAAGAGAAAUACUUGUUAAGUAUCUUCCAUCAACAGAUAAACAGAUGAACAAAAAGAUUUCCAUUUUAAAGGAUCAUGGCUUUAUAGAAAAUUUGACAUUUGGAUGGGAUGGACCAUCUUGGAGAUUACUCACAGCUCUAAAGUUGCUAUGUCUGGAAGCUGAAAAAUUUAUGUGCUGGAAGAAAGUACUUCUUGGGGAAGUAAUUUCAGAUACAAAUGAAAAGGCAAGUUUGGACAUAGCCCAGAAAAUAUGCUGUUAUUUCAUAAAGGAGACUAAUGCUAUGCUUCGGAAGGUUUCUCAUAUGAAGGAUGAGAAAGUAGCUUUGAUAAAUCAGCUAGCUUUGGUGGAAACGUUGUGGAUGGAAGAGCUGAAGAUUCUCCAGGCAUCUGCUGAGGUCCUGUGCCGUUUGCAAACAGCUUUUCCCUGACUGCACCUACCUGGUCACCUCCACUGACACUGCACUCUUAGGAGCGAAUCCACUGGCGAGAGUGGUGGUUGCCUUGAGACAGAAGGAUUUGUGCAGGAGCCCCCCAGGUCCUGGGGCUGUGGGGCUGCCGGUGGAGAUGGAUCUGUUGUCUGCUCCGCACCUUUGACACUCUGCUAAAGAAACAGCAGGAGGAAGCAGAGGACAAUACUGAGCUGCAAGGAGAGAGGCAGACUUCCAGGGGACCAGGAACCAGCAACCAGCCAGCCUCUUGUGUGUGGCCUGUCCCCACAGGGCCUGCUUCUUAUCUGACUGCAGCUGUCAAAGUCAAGCAUUUGUGCUUUUAAGAUGCUCUGAUACCAUUGUGUUAAGGGGCAGGUUGGUGGUGGGUGGCUUCCAGUGGUGGGUAUGGUGGAGUGCGAGGCAGUUCUGGGUCCCAGCCAAGGUGGUCCUCAGCCCCAGGUCUACCCUGAGGUGGGUGUUCAGGUGCCUUCUGGGGGACACUUAACGGUUUCCAAGAGGAAGGAUUUGCACACCCAAGUCUGGGCUUGUCUAAUUAUUCCUUUGGGGAAAAGGAGAGGCUUAGCCAUAGGUUCUUUCAGCUUUGUUUCAGCGUCUUUCCUGGCAUGCCCAGCUGUGCCUUGGUGAUAUUUUGGUCUGUGCCCUUACUCUUUAUUUUUUAUUUUUCUCAGACCCAGGGUGGGGAAAAAGGGCUACUUCCCUCAACUCUCAGCCGUCUGUGGCCUCAGGGGACCCCCUGGGGUAAGCAGUGGGAGAGGUAACCUCCGAGGGACAGCCAGGAAUCUCAGAGCUGGUACUGCUCCAGUCUUCCAUUGCAGUUGCCCAGAGUCCAGUUGUCCCUCCCAAGGGGUUAUUCUUCCCCAGAACUCAAAUUUCUUUUUCAUUAUGGAGCCAAAUGUGAUCAGGUAAAUGGAGCCCAUUUGCCUCAGAAGGCAGUCAAGAGUUUAAAUGAAACAUGUUUAUUAUAUCUUGAACAUCUUUUGUGUGUGUCAUUUGUGUUAAUUUUAUUUUUUAUUAGCUGCAGUGUAUUUUAUAAUAUGCUUUAGCCCAGGAGCUCGAGGCUGCAGUGAGCUGUGAUUUUGUCAUUGCACUCUAGCCUGGGUGACAGAGGGAGACCUUUUCUCAAAAAGAAAAAACAAAAACAGGUAUUGCGGGGAUGGGCAGACUCUUUCGGUGGAGGGCCAAAUAGUAAAUAUUUUGAGCUUUCUGGACCAUAUUGUAUUUCUCCCAACUAUACUGCAAAGCAGCUAUAGACUACAUAUAAACAGAUUGCACACUGAGUUCUAAUAAAACUUUAUUUACAAAGACAAGUGGUGGGCCAUACUUAUCCCUGUG
Molecule: messenger RNA, 3021 nt
Organism: Nycticebus coucang (slow loris)
Lineage: Eukaryota; Metazoa; Chordata; Mammalia; Primates; Lorisidae
Gene: SETD4
Product: SET domain containing 4
Exons: 12
Coding region: 259-1668 (469 amino acids)
Biological process (GO): peptidyl-lysine dimethylation; positive regulation of transcription by RNA polymerase II; peptidyl-lysine trimethylation
Molecular function (GO): protein binding; histone H3K36 methyltransferase activity; histone H3K4 methyltransferase activity
Source: RefSeq, a predicted model, not a curated record